Pelmatolapia mariae (spotted tilapia) is the source of this 6472-nucleotide messenger RNA. RefSeq names its product adaptor protein, phosphotyrosine interaction, PH domain and leucine zipper containing 1 (gene appl1). Gene Ontology annotation, molecular function: identical protein binding. The transcript is spliced from 22 exons. Gene Ontology annotation, cellular component: endosome membrane; cytoplasm. Gene Ontology annotation, biological process: signaling. Lineage: Eukaryota; Metazoa; Chordata; Actinopteri; Cichliformes; Cichlidae. The coding region runs from base 123 to 2249 and encodes 708 amino acids. The record is from RefSeq and is a predicted model, not a curated record.
GGAGCUGUUUUGGGGUGUUGUGAAUCCGUGUAGCCCAGAAAUCCUGAGUGGGAGUUGUCGGACCGAUUUGUUGUGUGUUUGUCUUGCGUUUCUCAGAGAUUAUCAACACGCCUGCAGCAGCUAUGCCCGGGAUAGAGAAGCUACCGAUAGAGGAGACGCUGGAGGACAGCCCGCAGACACGGUCUCUGCUGGGAGUUUUUGAGGAGGACACUGCAGCCAUCUCCAACUACUGCACACAACUGUAUCAGGCCAUGCAGAGGAUUUAUGAUGCACAGAAUGAGCUGAGUGCGGCAACACACCUGACCUCCAGACUGCUGAAAGAAUACGACAAACAGCGUUUUCCUCUUGGGGGUGAUGAUGAGGUGAUGAGUUCUACCCUGCAACAGUUUGCAAAAGUCAUCGAUGAACUCAGCUCCUGUCAUGCUGUCUUGUCGACCCAGCUUGCUGAUGCCAUGAUGUUCCCCAUUACUCAGUUUAAAGAGCGAGACCUGAAGGAGAUCCUUACUCUUAAAGAAGUCUUCCAAAUAGCCAGUGAUGAUCACGACGUGGCGAUUAACAGAUACAGUCGCUUAUCCAAAAGGAGGGAGAACGACAAGUUACGGGCGGAGGUGGUGGAGGAUGUCUACACGUCCCGCAAGAAACAACACCAGACAAUGAUGCACUACUUCUGCUCUCUGAACACUCUGCAGUACAAGAAGAAGACAGCUCUGCUGGAGCCGCUGCUGGGAUACAUGCAGGCACAGAUCAGUUUUUUUAAGCUGGGGUCAGAAAAUCUCACCCAGCAGUGGGAAGAGUUCCUGGGAACUAUAGGAACCAGUGUCCAGAAUGUACGCCGGGAAAUGGAGGAGGAGGUGGGGCAGAUGCAACAGACCAUCCAGGAGAUGGAGAGGGCUUGUGACGCCCUUUAUGCACCAUGUGACCCCGACCCCGCCCACUCACCUGUGUGUCGCCACCUGACCAGGAAGCAGGGCUACCUGUACAUCCGGAAUAAGACUGGGCUAGUGUCAUCAUCCUGGGAGCGACAGUACUUCUUUACACAGGGUGGAAACCUGAUGCAACAGGGCCGGGGAGAGGUGGCGGGCGGGCUGGUCACAGACCUUGACAACUCCUCCGUCAUGGCCGUCGACUGUGACGACCGCCGAUUCUGCUUUCAGGUCACUUCCUUCGAUGGGAAAAAAGUGGUGACGCUGCAGGCGGAGAGCAGGAAGGAAUGCGAGGAGUGGAUCUCCACCAUCAACAACAUCUCAAGGAGGAUCUACCUGAGUGAAAAUGCAGAGGAGCUUGCAGCCAGAGUGAACCAAUCCGCUCUUGAAGCUGUGACACCAUCGCCGUCCUUUCAGCAGAGACACGAGAGCAUGAGACCCACCAGUAAGGGGCGAACGGGUCGAGCGAGCAGCAUCAGCUCCGUGGGCUCCGAGCCAUCGCCUGCUCUUUCUGUGCUCUCACUAGAUGCACUGGUUGCCCCAGAAACACCCAUCCAGUUUGACAUAAUUUCCCCCGUCAGUGAGGAGAACUCAGGACAAAGUAAAACAGCACCGCAGUCCGGCAGGAGAAGUAAUCCAUUUGGGGAGUCAGGAGAGAGCACAGCAGAAGACAGUGAAGACUCGAUCCUCCACCAGCUCUUUAUCGUUCGCUUCCUGGGCUCCAUGGAGGUGAAGACUGCCGAGUCAGUGGAUGUCAUCUCUGAGACCAUGAGGCAGAUCCUGGCUGCCAGAGCCAUCCACAACAUCUUCAGGAUGACCGAGUCCCACCUGCUGGUCACCUGCGACUGCCUCAAGCUAAUUGAUCCUCAGACACAAGUGACGCGACUCAGGUUCCCUCUCUCCACUGUGGUGCAGUGUUCGUCCCAUCAGGACAACAAGAGGCUGUUUGGUUUUGUUCUGCAGUCGGCAAGCGGGCGGAGCGACAGCCGAGCCAUCUGCUACAUCUUUGAAUCUAACAACGAUGGAGAGAAGAUCUGUGACAGCAUUGGUCUGGCCAAGCAGAUCGCCUUGCACUCGGAGAUGGACCGUAAAGCGGUGGAGAAGAAAAAGGAGGAGGAUAAGGCCAAAGAGAAACAGAAGGAGGAACUGAGCAAGCAAAGACAGAUCGAGAAGGAUCUGGAGGAGCAGAGCCGCUUGAUCGCUGCAUCAAGUCGCCCGGCCAACCCGCCUGGCUCUGACGGACAGUUCCUAGUGCUUAGCAACAGCCAGUCAGAGGACAGUGACGCUGGAGAGGAGGGGAAGAAGAAGGGUGAGUCUGAAGCUUAACGACACUCAGAGGAUGCAUGUUUUACCUCCCAGGCGAGUCCCAGCUGGUAAAAUCGAGACCACAGCUCAGGAAUCAGAGGAGGGGAACACCACCCGCCCACCUAUCCGCCUGCCCGGACUGCCUGGAACUGAAAAACAUGUGCUUCCUCUGUGCAGGACUCUGAAGCUUGUGAUGGAGGCCUGUCACUCUGAAAUGGAGGAUAAAUCUAACGCACCCUCACUGUAAAAGGGAGAAGGGAAGUAGGUGAGGAAACGCCUCAUCCAGGACUCGUGUUUUAUUCUGUGUGUUUAAAAAAAAAAAAAAAAAAAAAAAAAAAAACAAAGGAAAAAAAAAAUGCUGCUUUUAUACCGGCUCCACUUUCAAGAAGAGACAUGAAUAUAGAUUAACCUCUAAGUUUCUGUUUUUAUGUUUAUUUUAUAAGAAGAGCUAACAAAAAACAGAAGACGUAAAACAAAAUGUGAGAAGAAUAUUGAACCUGGGUCUGUCGGUACCGGCUCUUGCAUGAGUGCACUUUGAGAGGAAGUGAUAAUUUCUUUACCCAUGAUGAAGGUCCCAGAGGGCAACAGGACACCUCAUCCACUUUCUCCAUCAGUGUUGUUGAUUUAAAAAGAAAAAAGAAAAAAAAAAGAGGUCAGCUGAUGAUCUGAAACACAAACAGAAGACAGAAAGAGAGCCUGAGUCUUAUUUUGAAAAGGUCAUUUAAGGAUUCCUUCCUUCCUUCCAUGUAGUCACUGGCUUCAUUUCAGCACAUCACAGUAGGUCUUCACUGAUUAGUCAAUUAAUUGAUAAAUAGAAAAUUAAUUUUUAGUAACUGCUAACCAGCUGUUUUUACAAACACCGUGUUCAAUUUAUUAAUAUUGUUAGAUGUUAUUUAGCUGCAGAAAAAUGUGGCUAGAUUUUUCAGACGCUGUUUAAACCAGGGGUGGAAAACUUAUAUUCUUUAUAACGUUAAGUAUAUUUUUCUUUUUAUGGAAACAGACAUAUGUAAACAACAGUUAGACCCUUAAUGCUGAUCAAUUGACACUAAUGUUAAUAUAACUGUUAAGUAAAGUUUAAAUCGACCCACUAAAGGGACAUCUUACAGUCCACCCCAGCUCCAUGUUUUUAAUCUUGGACUUGAGUUGUGAUUCACGGUUCAGAAUCAUCUUUAUUUCUCUUAUACUGGACCUGGAUUAAGCGUUUCACUGUAGCUAUUGGUUUCUUUUUCUGGCAUGCCUCACCUAUAGACAUAUUCAAAGCUACACUUUAAUGAGAAUAAUGGUCAGUUUUGGUCUGUUUGUCUGUUUUGGGGAUUUUUGGUGUAUUUUUCCCACAAAUAUCAUUUUAAUCUUACUUAGUUACCUUGCAUAUUCCUCCUACAGUGGUUUAAUCCUCCACUGACAGGGACUGCCUCACUCUUUCAAAAACCACUAACAAAAGCCAGCUUUCUUCUGAUUGGCUGCACUUUAGAAACAGAAAGUUUGAAUAGCAGAUAAUAGAUAAUAAUAAUAGUAAUAAUAGAUUAACUUUAGAGAUGUGUAACUCAAAGGGAAAAAUUCAUCCUGUAAGUAUUUGGACUUUCUUGUCUUUGCAUGAUUUGGUCUUUGCUCGCUGACAGUGAAGAUUGCUGCUUUGAGCACCACAAAGUGAGUUCACAUUAGUUACAUUAUAUUCAAGAAAUGACGGAUUAUACACCAAAAUGAUCUAUUUGAUACAGGAUAGAAGAAAAACGUGUACGUUUGACUUGACCACUGCCUUUAAAGAUAAAAAGCCAGCAUACUUUCAACUACCUGCGCUCACUUUGUGCUUAUAUUUGAUGGUUGAAAGUUUGAAGGAUGGUGGGUUGUUUUUUUUUUUUUGUUUGUUUUGUUUUUUUAGUUUUUGUAUUCAGACACCUUUGGAUUUGACUCCCUGGCAUGAGAGACCUAUGUUGUGAUUGUUACCCGCUGAGAAAAUUUAGACCACUUAAAUUACACCUGUUAUUUUCCUUAUCAUGAAUACAACUUAACUUUUGUUCCUCUUGGUUCAAAGCUGAGCUCCAGAUGGGUCUAAGGUCCACUUCAUUGACUUUCAGGUGCCAAUAUUAAAGGAAAAAUCCACUUUUAUUUUUAUUUUUAAGUCUUGCUCGUUCCAUGAAAAAAAUUAGUCGGUUGCUCCACUGGAUACAGUCUGAGACAGCAGAUUUUUUUUAUGCAAUAACUUUAUUGACCUUCUCUGACUAACAAAUUUCCACUGUGUGCAAAUCGCUCCAAAUUUUAUUUAAUUGGAUAAAGAAAAAAAGCAUCAACACAGAACAAAGACAAUUUGUACACUUAGUGAUAUUGAUUUGCCAAACAUUUAGUACACACUUUGUGGUUCAUAUCAAGUUAUGUUUUCAUUUUGCCUCUGGAUAUGAAACUGCCCCAGUACUUUCUGACCACAUCUGUGCUCAGAUUUUAACUUUUUUUUAAAGAAAAAGGUGUGUGUGGAAAUUUUUCCCAAAUGCACCGAUCAACUAUCCAGGGUACCGGUGCUCGUUUCUGUUCCUCUACAUCAUAUGAAACAUGAAACUGGAGCAGAUAUUGAUGCUCAAAAAUGCUUAAAGAAGAUUAAAGAAUAUUAAACCUUAAUAAAAGUUAGAGCAUUUGACACUUAAGCCUAAAAUUGAUUUAGUUGCCAUUUUUUUUUAACAGAGCUAAAAUGUGUUUUUUCAGCCCUUUUAUGCGUACCCGUGUUGAAGAAAACAUGAGGCUUCAGAAUUGUGGACUAAUUAAAGAAGCCCCAAAUUUCAGUUUACUUAAAGGGUCUGUAAGGGUCUGUAGAAUGAAGGUAAAAAUUUUCAUGGCUUCAUUAAAUAUGAAGAAGUUAUAUUACCUUUAAAAAAAAAAAAAAAAAUCAGCUGAGUGUGAGGAAGUCAGCUGUGAGCUAAUUUUACAUGGUGACUCGUGAUGACGUUAACACGGCCACAUGAACUCAUCAUACUGGUUACUAAAGGUAUCUGCUUAAGAUAGAGGAAGUGCUAAAUCCACAGUCCUCAACAGCAUGAAUAAAUUUGUUUUUUGCACUAAAAAAACUUCAUCUUUGGAGGAUGCCCAUUUGAAUCUUAAAAUGCAGGAGCCUCGUAUUUGCUCGUGUUAAAUAUUGGAGUGUAUUUUUGUACAGAUUUUACAGCAAAAGCACAACCAGUAUAAACAUAAAUAUGAAAAUUUGAUUUAAACCAGAAAAAAAUAUUUCUAUUUAAACCAGACUUGGAAAAAUUCUGAAUUUGACCUUUUUUUUUUUUCUUCCGUAUUUAUUAGUUAAGCCAUAUCAUGCCAUAAUCAGUCCAGUAUUCCAGCAUUUCAAGCUGUUCGUAUGCAGUGUUUGUAUGUGUGUGUUAGCGUGCUGUAAGGGUCGGAGCCCAUGUGAAUGAAAGCAGAGUUUGCAUGACAGUAACACUCGUUAAUGAGCUCUCGUACCAAUUAACCAUGAAGAUUUAAGGCCACGUCAGUGAGCCAAAGAUGCUUUUCUCUCCUCUCUCGGGGCCGUUCCGGGUGUGAAUUGCUGGUCUGACAUUUGCAAAGUUGGAGAUCUGUUAAAAAAAAUAAAUAAAUAAAUAAAAGUGAGAAAAGCACAAAUUUCCCUCAAGUUCCCUCAAACUGAAAGGAGAACAUGGCUUUCUGUUUUCAUAAAAGAAAAACACUAGACUUUAAGCUCCUCUGAUACAGUGUUGAAAAACCAAUAACCACCUGUGUGUCAUAAAAAACAGACUCCAUCUUCUUUCACAUUGCCUGCUGAGUCCGUUUCUUCUAAUGUCUUAAUAUUUACCAGGCAUGCAUACGUGGGUCGUUGUUUGGGGCCUUUUGUGUUCAUCGCACAUUUAUUCAUUAACUUGCAUUUCAUUUCCAGAGUGAUUCACAAUGAUUAUUUGUUUUGUUUUUUAAGUUUCAUUUUCUUCAUGUAGGGAUGAAAGAGGUCACAGACACACCUCUCCGUUUGUGGGGAGGUUUAAGUAGUGAAGAUGUUUCUAAAAAGCCGAAAUCAACAGUUACUGAAGAUGAUUUUAUUUUUAUUUUAGUUUUUUGGGACACGUGGGGGUGAGAUAUUGCUUUCUUGUUUUUGCUGUAACCAAGUGAAAGGCUCGUGUUGACAGAGCUGCACUUUACAGACGAAGUAAACACGACAGGAUCGCUGAUGUUGAGUUGUAAAUAUGUUUCAGUGAUUGAUGUUCCUGUGUCAUGAUUAAUAAAAGGCUUUACGGUGAUAAUAAAGCACUAACUCCAUC